CGCCGGCAAGGGGAUAGGCGCCUUGUCGGUCGAGCGCGCAUCUCGAAUCAGCCAGUAUUGCGCGGGGCGCGCGUGUAGUUUGUGAUAUAUUAAAGGUGACUCUAUUUGUCACUAACGAUACUACACCGGCGGCAUAAUGUCAAACCGAGCAUGGGUUACUCUGGCUACAAACGACUCGUACGGGCUGGGAGCCCUGGUGCUUGCGCACUCGCUGCGCCGCGCCGGCUCUGCCUACCCUGCUGUCGUCCUCAUCACACCCUCAGUUACUGACGCCAUGAGGGAUCGUCUAAGCGCGGUGUUUGCUGAGGUGGUGGUCGUUGACGUGCUAGACUCUGGAGACGCUGCGCACCUCGCUUUAUUGCAGCGCCCCGAGCUCGGCAUCACCUUCACCAAGAUUCACUGUUGGAACCUCACCCAGUAUGAAAAAUGCGUCUUCCUUGACGCUGAUACAUUGGUGGUCCAAAACUGUGAUGAACUGUUUGAGCGUGAGGAGCUGUCCGCAGCGCCGGACGUCGGCUGGCCCGAUUGCUUCAACUCCGGCGUCUUCGUGUACCGUCCCUCCGCGGAGACCUUCGCCAGCCUAAUCACGUUUGCACAAGAACGCGGCAGUUUUGAUGGCGGCGACCAGGGGCUGCUAAACUCCUACUUCUCCGACUGGGCGCACGGAGACAUCAAUAAGCAUCUGCCUUUCCUCUACAACGUUACCUCCGCCGCAUUCUACUCAUACUUGCCCGCACUCAAACACUAUGGGCAAAACCUUAAAAUAAUCCAUUUCAUCGGCGCGGCCAAGCCGUGGCUGCAGCAGUUCGACUGGCAGUCGCGGAGCGUGGACGCGCCCGACCACCUGCGGGAGCUGCUGCAGCAGUGGUGGGACCUGUUCGUCUCGCAAGUACACCCGCUGCUCGAUACUACUAUGGUUGAGGUUGAAGAUGUCCCUACGACGUUAGCGCUGCCAGAAGAAACAUUCUUCACCCACAGUGAACAAAGAUCUGAUUAUGAUUACUAUAAACCCAUAUUAGAUCCGGAUUCUGAAUUUUAUUGGCAUCGUCCAGAAGCUCAAAUAUCUGAUCCAGAAGUAAUAGUACCCGCGAUAGAUAUGACACAGUUUCAUGAUCCAUGGGACAUUUACCAAGGUCAUAUAAAACCAACAGAGGAGACAAAAAGCAAUUGUUCUAAUCAGCAAGAUGUAGAAGUUAUAAGAAAUGUUUGGGAACAACCAUCACUGCGACAAUUUCAAAAUUACACUGAACCAUAUCACAUACCAGUACAUGAUACAAGAAACCAUGAAAUGUAUCGCGAACAAACACAACAUUACGGAACACAUCGCCAGGAAACAUCUCACACCGAAUUAUUUAGCACUGAAGGACAACACAAUAAAAGACAUCACAAGGAACCACAACACCAUGAAACAUACUACAAUGAUAAUCAUGCACAUGUAGAUUCAUGGCACUCAGAACCCAAUACAGAAAUAUAUCGCGAAAACACAACGCAGCACUCGUGGUCACAACCGCACAAUACAGAAUCAUACAACAACCAUAAUCAUUAUGAAAAUAAACAUUAUGAUGGUCACCAAAAUGAAUACUGUAGUUACAAUAAAGACAUAGAAACACAUUCCAAUUUUAGCUACAAGCAACAAAGUUUACACCAUUCUGAAGAUUCAAAUUAUCCUAAUGCCUCCUCUGAAACCUAUAAUCAAAGUAAUCAAGAAUACUAUAAUUUGCAAAUUUCAGAUCCUUCCCAAUCACACUUCGCCUUUCAGCAUGAACAUCAACCUUCCUCCGACAAAAACAUUCCAGCAUUAGUAUGUCCUAGUAUGCAUCAGCUCGAAUAUUCUCAGUCCCACCAAGAUAUAAAUGAGCCAAAGUUUUGUAAUCAUGAAUGUAACGUUUUACACUCUCACACUAACGAUCAAAAUUCACAUUUUAAUGGGAAUUCUGAAUCUCAAAAUAUUCAAAUGCAUAUGUCGCAUUUACAAGAACAAAUAGAACAGUUUACUCACCCGUUAAGAAAAAGAAUGGAAUACGCAUAUUACGUACAUUUAGAUCAUGAGAAAGAAAGAAAUCGUCAAAUAGAAAAGUUGAAGGACCUAGCAACAGAGAAAGUACCCAAUGGUCACGGUUCAGAAUCUGAGAUAGAUGGUUUUGAAGAUUUUAUUGUUCCACGUCAUCCUUAUGAUGGGUUUUAUUUGCGGCACAGAACGACAAUAGACUCACGUGGCCGUAAGAUAUGUACGCAUGAAAUUCCUCCGCCUCCAUCGCCCUCGCCUUCGAUCUCACCUGCAGAAAGUCCAGUUUAUUUCGAUGCGGAAUCCGAAUUCUCAUCGCCCGAGGACACUUACUUAGAUAGCGAUGAUCGAGAACAUAGCGGUGUGGCGGGCAAUCUAGCACGCGUAUCCCCUGGCGACAUUGGAGCACAGCGAGAAGCACUUGAUGAAUUAACUCGUCGCCAAGGAUGGGAAGCGGGCAAUAUUGAUUACAUGGGCGCCGAUUCCUUUGCCAAUAUUUGGGCGAAGAUUUCCCAAACUCUUAGUCAGCCUCCAGCAUUACCACCGAAAGAACCCACCCCACCUCCAGUUGCAGCAGAAGCGGAAGCAACAGAAGUACCGCAACCUGCGGUUUCUCCAGCUCCUGCAGUAGAAGAACCCAAAACCGAGAUUCCUGUGGAAUCAGAACAGUCGAAAGAAGAUCUUUUAGAUGCAGUAAAACCUAGCAAAGUAGAAGAGCCCGUAGCAGCGGUUCCGCCAACCGAAGAAUCCGCUCAGCUUAAAUCUUCUGAAACUGUACCAUUAGCAACUCCUGAACCUUCAUCAGAGCCACCUGUAGAGACUUCACCAGAAGAAUCAGCAUUACCCGCGCUACCUGUCUCUGAAGACCCAAAACCUAGCUCUCUAGUAACUGAAACUAUCUCCGAAGAAGCCAAACCUAGUCCACAAGAAGCCGAGCCAACAUCCCAAUCCGUCGAACAUAGUCCUCAAGAAGCUGAACCUAGCCCCGUAGAAGCCGUUGAAACUCCAAUUGCUAAGGAGACAGCUCCUACGACAGAAGCACUUCCUGAAGCAGCUUCCUCAGAAGAAUCUACUAUAGCAGUCGAGACUGCCGACAUUCCUGUUGAACCAUCAGUUCCUGAAACUCCGGAGAUACCUGUUCCGGUAGUUGAAGCCGUAUUAGCGGAAAAAGAGACACCCGCUGAGGAAGCAGUCAAAAUCGAUGAAAUACCUGCCCCUGUUAUAGAAGCUAGCGCAACUGAAAUUCCUAAAUCAGAGGCUGAACCAGUAGCAGCCGUAGCACCUCCUCAAGAACAAAAAACUGAAGAAAAAGUAGAAGACGUGAUCACUAAAGUUUCUGAGGACGCCCCCGCUGAGGCUACCCCUGUUGAGACACCUGCGGCAACUCCUGAAACGCCUGUUACUGCCACCGAAGCCACUACUCCUGCAGCGACCGAGGCUGUUCCACCAAAACCAGCAGAUAUCCCUUUGACAGGUGCCACUGAUAGCCCUCCUCUAGCAAACACGCCUUCUAAGGAAGAUGUUACAGCUGAAGCGGCUGCUAAAUCGGAGGCGCGCCGCAAGCCGGCGGGCAAGCUGCGCCUGCACCCGCCCGCCGUCGCAGACCCCCUGCCUACCCCCGACAGCGAGCUUGAGGACGCCGACACGCUCGCGCAGUCCAUCAUCGCCAGCGAGUUGCGCACGCCAACUGUCACUUCCCCUACCCCGGCGCUGCGCAGUCCCGUCUCGCCACCACCACCCAAACAGGAGAAACGACUUUCCGCUGAUGAAUCGCAGCUGCCCACCCCGCCCGUUGGCUCAGUGUCUCUCUCACAGAUAGGAGUUAAACCUGCUAAAGACAAGCCCACGACCGCAGCCCAAAUAGAGUCCUCGCUAGCGGAUAAACCGGCGCCCACGUCGCCAACGUCGCCAACGUUGCCAACUUCUCCCACUGAAGCAAAGGCACCAGCAGAAGCGCCUAAAAAGAAAGUCGUGAAGAAGGUGGUUAAGAAGGAGAGCGCAGCGAGUGGCGACGCGCCCGUGCCCCCGCCGCGUAAGAAAGAAAAGAAACCCAAAGAAAAAUAAGCUCCCGACAGUUCCUCUGUGCCAUACGUGUAGCCUCUCCUAUAAUGUUAACGUGUAUUUAAUUUUCGAAUAUGCUUUUACGUGCCGUAACAAUUAUGUUUUAGAAUUUAGUUUUUAUCAUUUACUACUAUACUAUAACGUGUCCAUUAUAUUAUUUUUCUCAUAAUCAACUUUUGUACUGAUGAAUAUAAAACUUUUAUUUAUUAUGUUAAUCCUAUUUAUAAUUUUUACCGAUUGAUUCAUUAUUUUAAGAUAAUCGAUUUUAAAUUUGAUUUUAAAAUUGGAAAUUGUCUAACCAAAGGACGAAACAUUAUGAAUUGAAGAUUUUUUAUUAAUUUUUGUAUUAAAUGUUAUUGAAUUA
Molecule: messenger RNA, 4430 nt
Organism: Papilio polytes (common Mormon)
Lineage: Eukaryota; Metazoa; Arthropoda; Insecta; Lepidoptera; Papilionidae
Product: cell surface glycoprotein 1-like
Exons: 9
Coding region: 137-4069 (1310 amino acids)
Cellular component (GO): cytoplasm
Molecular function (GO): glycosyltransferase activity
Source: RefSeq, a predicted model, not a curated record